AUGACGUUCUCUCAAGUAAAAGAUUCCGGAGGUAAAAUAGUCCCCCGUUCGGAUCUCCGGGUGGGGACUACUAGAGAGGAAAGAAUGGUCAAGGAAAGUAGACAAGAUAGAAAAAUAGUAACCUGGGAUGUACGAACCUUACUACAAUGUGGGAAACUGGAUAAUCUAAAAAUAGAAAUGACAAGGAUGAACAUUGAUAUUCUGGGAAUUUCGGAAGUAAGAUGGCCUGAAGCUGGAAAUAUAUGGAGUGGAGAUUAUAGAUUUAUAUACUCAGGCACAUCUGCUGAAAACCCUGGAAGGGGAGGAGUUGGCAUAAUGCUUAGAAAAGACAUUGGAAAGAAAGUGAAAAGUUACGUGCAAUACAGUGAAAGGAUUAUUCUUGUUAAAAUAGAAACCAAACCAAAAGACACAAUCAUAGUACAAGUCUAUAUGCCAACCUCCAACAGUAAUGAUAGCCAAGUAGAAGAAGUAUACGAACAAAUAGAGAAAGCUAUUGAAACAAUCAAAGGAGAAGAAAAUCUGAUCAUCAUGGGAGACUGGAACGCAAUAGUAGGAGAAGGAAAAGGAGAAAGAAAUAUUAUGGGAAAAUAUGGUUUGGGAAAAAGGAAUGAUCGGAGAGAUAGACUGGUGGAAUUUUGUGCAAAACAUGAUCUGAUAAUAACGAAUACAUGUUUCGAUCAUCACCCAAGGAGAAGGUACACAUGGAAAAUUCCAGGAGAUGUGGGAAGGAGAGGAAACACCAAUCGAUGGCAAACUAGUAAACUAAAAGAAGAAAAAGUAAAUGAAAAGUUUAAAGAAUACACAAAUAAAAUAAAAACACAAGAAGAACAGGACAUUAAAACCAGGUGGACUUCCUUGAGAGAAACAACUACAAAUGCGGCAACUGAGACAAUGAAAGAAACAAAAGCACAUUACCGAGAAAAGAAUGGAUAA
Molecule: messenger RNA, 933 nt
Organism: Acyrthosiphon pisum (pea aphid)
Lineage: Eukaryota; Metazoa; Arthropoda; Insecta; Hemiptera; Aphididae
Product: craniofacial development protein 2-like
Exons: 2
Coding region: 1-933 (310 amino acids)
Molecular function (GO): catalytic activity
Source: RefSeq, a predicted model, not a curated record